This is a messenger RNA of Hibiscus syriacus, 2461 nucleotides long. Its product is annotated as exocyst complex component EXO70I-like. Gene Ontology annotation, biological process: exocytosis. Gene Ontology annotation, molecular function: phosphatidylinositol-4,5-bisphosphate binding. Gene Ontology annotation, cellular component: exocyst. The record is from RefSeq and is a predicted model, not a curated record. Lineage: Eukaryota; Viridiplantae; Streptophyta; Magnoliopsida; Malvales; Malvaceae.
CCGGCCGAACAUGCCUAGUUUUUCUCUUGCAAAUUUGACCGUUUCGUAUCAGCAGAUGCCAUUUGUUCUUGGAGUCUUCGUGAUCUACCCUUUCUCGUCCUGUUUUUUGUCGUCAUUAGUUUAUUAGAGUUUUGAAAAGCUCUCACAAUUUGCUCUUCCUUGUCUCUGCAUCGUUGUACCCUGCUAUUUCCUCGAGGACAAGAUCAAUGGCAACCAAAGAAGUGGAUUCAGCGCUUCUCAAGCUAGAAUCGGCGUGUUCCGAUUUGAGAACACUCCAAUCAUCAGCUAAAAUGGGAAAAGACUUGGAAGAGAUGGAGAAGAAGUUUGAUUCUAUAGAUGAAACUCUCUCAACAGCUGCAAAAAGAGUAGCACCUUUGCAGUCCCUGGCUAUAGCUGCUAAGGCUCUUGAUACCAGAACUAAUAGAGCCGUCUCUCCGGCUCUUCAUCUCCUCCACAGUUUCAAGCUUUCUGAAUCUUUCCAGCACAAGCUCAUUCAACUCUCCCACAAACUAUCUAUUGAGAAAAACCCAAGGAAUAGACUUAAAAAGCUUCUCAAAUACGUCCAAUGUAUCGAUCAGCUUAACAAAGCUAUUAACUUAAUCAGUCUAGACGGUGAGCCGGUAAUUCAAAAGCUUCAAGAGGUGGUGGAAUUCUUGAGCAGAACAAAAGCCACUGAUCAAUAUCGAACGGAAAGAUUGAAGGAGACUUUAAUAACACUUAGAGCUCUAUAUGAAUCCGAGGUUGAUGCUAUGAAGUUUGAUGGGUUGCUUGAUGAGGCUUUGCUAAACCUACAGGACGAAUUCGAGAUUAUGUUACAGCAAAUGAAGCAUCAAAAGAUAGGGGAGCAACAAGCAGAUGAAGAUGCUGAUCAACCAGUGCCAGUGGUUUCUGAACUUGGCACCAAAAUGGAGGUAGAAAUUCUUAGGCGAAUUGCAGAAACCCUCGCUGCCAAUGAUUGUUUGGAUAUAUGUAUUGAUAUCUUCGUUAAGGUGAGAUACAGAAGAGCGGCCAAAGCGUUGAUGCGACUAAACCCUGAUUACUUAAGAACAUACACUCCAGAAGAAAUUGAUGAAAUGGGGUGGAAGAGUCUGGAGACAGCAAUUUCUCUUUGGAUCCAGCAUUUCGAGCUUGCAGUCAAAACAGUCUUCCUAUCAGAAAAGAAACUAUGCAAGCAAGUUUUGGGAGGACUUCCCGAAGUGCUUAUCUGGCUAGAGUGUUUCGUCAAGAUUACAGAUAAAAUCAUGGCGGUGUUUUUCCGUUUUGGAGAAGGUGUUGCAAGGAGUAACAGAGAGCCCCAGAAACUGUUCAAGCUCUUGGAAAUGUUCGACUCCUUAGAAAAGCUGAAACUCGAAUUCACAGAGAUUUUCGAAGGUGAAUCAGGAGCUGAUAUUUGCAUACGUUUUAGGGAACUCGAAAAGCUACUCGUGCAUGCUUCAAGCAAAGUAUUUUGGGAGUUUGGCCUCCAAAUAGAAGGCACUUCCGAUGGUUUCACUCCACCACAAGAUGGUUCAGUCCCGAAACUUGUGAGAUAUGCUGUCAAUUACCUCAAGUACCUUACCACAGAGACAUAUAAUGCACCCAUGGCUAAAGUCUUACGAACAGAACAAAUCUGGAAAGCUGGCAUCUUAUCGAAACCCGAAACUGAUGAGAAUUUACUCAAAGAUGCCAUCUCUAACAUCAUGGAAGCUCUUCAAAGACACAUCGGAUCAAAAAGUUCGGGUUACAAAGACAAAAUCUUGCCCCACGUCUUUAUCAUGAACACAUAUUGGUAUAUUUAUAUGAGAAGCAGGAAUACAGAACUUGGGAAGCUUUUAGGAGAGCAAUACUUGAAACAGAAAUACAAGAGCGUUGCAGAGGAGUCAGCUUACAUGUAUCAAUGGCAAGCAUGGGGACCAUUAGUAAGUUUGUUAGAGAAGGAAGAAUCAGAGCAAGACACCAAAGCUACAGCAGCUUAUGUGAGAGGUAAACUGGAAGCAUUUUUCAAAUGCUUUGAUGAGAUCUCAAAAAGGCAUGCAAGGGGUUAUAGCAUUCCUGACGCUGAUUUAAGGGCACAAUUAAGAGGAGCAACUGUGAAACUGGUGGUUCCUGUUUAUAGUGAAUUCUUGAAUACACACUCAACGUUAUUGUCUGGAAAGUCUUAUGUUCCUCCUGAAUCGUUGCAAGGAUUGGUGGGUCAGGUUUUCAAUGGAACUGAUCGAACAGGAAAUGGGAGGCUGAAGCGCCAAGAUUCCAAGGACAUAAUGCCUGCGAGGAACUCGGUUUCCGGGGAAGGAGAGCUUAAGAAUUCAAGACGAUCUAGAUCAAAAUCCGUUGAUGUAUGAAUCAAUGAUUGCUUAUUACCUUCUCAUGGUUUUGUUUUUCGUUCAAACUGUUGCAUGAACGCUAAUUAAGAUUGCUUCCUUUUUCAUAAUACAGAUAUGUAACACAAUAAUGCAGUGCAACGCAAAUUAUAUACUGGAAU